AAUAUAGGUUCAAUUAUUUUAACCAGGUAAGAGGUUAUUGACAUGCAGAAGGUUUUUCCAGUUGGAAAUUUUGUUUGUUUGCACUAAAGACGUUUCUCACUUGCAUACAGUGGCAAUCUGAAAAUGAUAAUGGAAAGAAUUGUGCCAACACUUUGCAUUGUCUUUGUGGUAUUGUCUUGCAUUUUACAAGAAGGAUGUUCACAAACUCAGGAUGAAAAAAAGAAAAAAGGUGUCGGUAAAGAAGGCGGAGGCGGAGGCGACCCCCAUUUCAUGCUUAGAAUCGAUAGUCUUGAUUUUCCAGUCUGCUUCGAUAUUGAUGCAGUUGAAGGGGAUGUGAUCCGAAUGUUGAAAGAUCCCAUUUCAGGUAUAACAAUAAAUGGUGGCAUUGUAAGUUCAAACCAGAAAAAAGCAGACGGCAGUUUCAAGACUUUCAUCGGCGAACUUUACCUACAAACACACAAUGCCCAGAUCCACAUCAAACCAGACGACAUCACGUUCAAUGGCGCAUCGCUAUCAUGGAAUGAAGAACAUGUGUUUGAAAUGAAUAAUAUAAAAAUACAGUUCAAUAGAAAUAGACGCCAUGGCAAUAUAAUGCACCUUGAACUUGGAAAUGAUGUCGCUAUUGAGAUUCGUCGACUCAUGAAGGAAGAUACAGGUCUUAAUGUCAACUACUUGAAUAUGAACAUAGACAAAGAAACAGGAAUUUCAGAUAAAGCAGGGGGUAUUUUGGGUCAAUUUGUACACAAAAGGACAACGCUUAAGAAGAUCACAAUUGACAGCCAAGGAAGGAAACGUGGUCUUUUCAGAGAGAUUGAAAACGGACAUAAAACACAUUUUAAAGCAAUUUUACACCAGCAGCCAGAUGUUAUUACCACUGAAAUGGUGUGGUGUUGGAAUGUCCACAGAAGAACCGAAGGACUGCUUGAUGGUCAAUUGAGCGAUUAUUUUGUUUCUGAUAUAACGUCCGCAUAAAGAAAAAUAUAUUGUCUCAUUAUUUGACGCAUGCGGAAUACAAUGAAAAUGGCAUGAUAAAGUCCUCCAACUUUGAAUAUCGUUUGACCUUAAAGGUUUGUUCGUCAUAACGAAGAGACUAGUAGUUUAGCUGUUUCUAAAUUUUCAAGAAAUUGAUGACAAUUAUGUAUUUCAAAUAAUAAUUAAAAUUGAUAUUGAAUGUAUCCAAACAAGUAAAAGGCAUGAUCAUGUUAAAAAUGACAUGAUGUUCAAUUGGCUUGCACACUGUCAACAUAUAAAACACAUUGUUGAACUAUUAUAGUAUAUAUUUAAAAUAGAUAUUUUAGAGAGAGAAAAAACAUUGCAAAUGCAAUUUUCAAACAUUUAUCAGGUAUUCAUACAAUUUCGUGAGAUUCUCCAUUCCUCAACUCAAGACUAUGAAAACUUUUAU
Messenger RNA from Mytilus trossulus (common blue mussel), 1402 nucleotides. RefSeq names its product inter-alpha-trypsin inhibitor heavy chain H2-like. The transcript is spliced from 5 exons. The record is from RefSeq and is a predicted model, not a curated record. The coding region runs from base 124 to 972 and encodes 282 amino acids. Gene Ontology annotation, molecular function: serine-type endopeptidase inhibitor activity. NCBI's taxonomy places the organism in Eukaryota, Metazoa, Mollusca, Bivalvia, Mytilida, Mytilidae. Gene Ontology annotation, biological process: hyaluronan metabolic process.